This is a messenger RNA of Knipowitschia caucasica, 543 nucleotides long. Lineage: Eukaryota; Metazoa; Chordata; Actinopteri; Gobiiformes; Gobiidae. The record is from the annotation of a GenBank genome assembly.
AUGAACUUUGAUGCUGACACCCACCACCCCAAUCUGAAGCUGUCCAGUAACAACACCUCAGUCCAACACGUGUCCAAGGAGCUGAAGCACCCUCCUCACCCGUACCGGUUCGACGUCCUAGAGCAGGUGCUGAGCAAACAGAAACUGCUCGGCCGCUGUUUCUUCCAGGUGGAGGUGCAGUAUAAAAAAUCUUUCAUAGUGGGAGUGUGCCAAGGGGUUGGAAAUAUGAAGUCCUCGUGUGGUGGGGAGGAGCAGCUUGGGGAUGGUCCAUGGUCGUUUGGGUUUGGGUUCGACAAUGGGCAGUGCAUCUUCUUGAACAACGCUGAUCCCCGUAACCUACGCUGCCCUGACCCCCCCACCGGCUCCCCUGCCACCAUGCGGGUCGGAAUCUUUCUGGAUCACAGGGCUGGGGUUUUGGUUUUUUACAGAAUUCUCACUGAUGAUACGCUCGUCUAUAUUUGCGAAAUACAGAACUUCUUCUGGGAGCCUCUGCUCGCGGGGGUCUUCUUGCCGGAAAUCAACAGCACCGCUAAGUUUUUGUGA